Camellia sinensis is the source of this 731-nucleotide messenger RNA. Its product is annotated as mediator of RNA polymerase II transcription subunit 15a. Gene Ontology annotation, molecular function: transcription coactivator activity; chromatin DNA binding. Lineage: Eukaryota; Viridiplantae; Streptophyta; Magnoliopsida; Ericales; Theaceae. Gene Ontology annotation, biological process: regulation of DNA-templated transcription. The record is from RefSeq and is a predicted model, not a curated record.
UGUACACUUAAACAUUACUCUAAAAUUCCAAACAAGGGGGUGAAAAUUACCAAUUGCGUCGAUAUCAAGCAAAACCCCUCUCUCUCUUUCUCUGUCUCUCUCCCUCUCUAGGUUUCUCUGUCAAGCAAAAAUUUGUUGAUCGACCUCUAUAUACAUGGUCUUCAGCUUCCGAUCAGCCCGUAGUUCUGAGUUUCGCAGGAGGAGGACUGCUCAAGGCUGCUCUCAACCCACCAUGGACGCGGGUGAUUGGAGGACCCAAUUGCGACCCGAUUCUCGACAAAGGAUUGUCAAUAAGAUAAUGGACACUUUGAAGAGGCAUCUUCCCUUUACUGGAGAAGAGGGACUGCUUGAACUCAGGAAGAUUGCUGUAAGGUUUGAGGAGAAGAUCUACACUGCUGCCACAAGCCAGAUGCUGACGAUGGAGAACAAACAUCAGAAUUUUGUUGCCAGCUCUCCACCGUUGAAUGCUGCCAGUAAUAUCACAAAGCCUCCACAUACAGGAAAAGUGCACUGCGGCUCUAAAAUUUGACCACCUGUGCUGCAGAAAGUUGAGCUGAUGUUGGGAUGUGAUGGAUUUGUGUUCAUAAGAUAUGAUGGCUUGUUGGACAUUUUCCUAUUUGUUUAUGAUUUUACUGCUGUCUGAACAUGAAUGUUGGAUAAUAUGAACAUACUGUUUGCAUAAUCAUAUAUAUAUAUAUAUAUAUAGUAUUAAAAGUAGAGUUUAUUCUAAA